Messenger RNA from Mesitornis unicolor (brown roatelo), 1608 nucleotides. Its product is annotated as nidogen-2-like. Gene Ontology annotation, cellular component: basement membrane. The annotation marks the transcript as partial. Gene Ontology annotation, biological process: cell-matrix adhesion. The record is from RefSeq and is a predicted model, not a curated record. NCBI's taxonomy places the organism in Eukaryota, Metazoa, Chordata, Aves, Mesitornithiformes, Mesitornithidae. The transcript has 8 exons.
GUGGGGACCAACGGGGUCAUCUCUACCCAGGAUUUCCCCAGGGAGACCCAGUACGUGGAUGACGAUUUCCCCACAGACUUCCCUGUCAUCGCUCCCUUCCUGGCCGACCUCGACACCUCCGGUGACAGAGGGAGCAUUUACUACCGCCAAGAUGACUCUCCAGACGUGCUGGACCAGGCUGCGGGCUACAUCCACGCUGGGUUCCCCCGCACUGCCAGCUCCUUCGUGCCCACCAAUGCCUUCAUCGCUACCUGGGAGGAUGUGGGCGCCUACCAGGAGCUCUUGCAGGACACUGAGCCCUCCAGAAAGCUCAACACCUUCCAGGCGGUCAUAGCCUACAAUGAUGAGGACACCUUUGCCAUCUUCCUCUACCCUGACGGCGGCCUCCAGUUCCUGGGGACGCGGCCCAAGGAGUCCUACAACGUCCAGCUGGAGCUGCCGGCCAGGGUGGGCUUCAGCCGAGGGGACGGUGAUGACCCGAAGGGGGACAGCGAUGACCUGAAAAGGGACGGGCUCUUCCACAGCCUGGCCAGCAGCGAGCAAGCCCUGAGGCGACUGGAGCGGGAGAGCAAUGCAGGGGUCCCCGGCGUCUGGGUCUUCCACGUGGGCAGCACGGCACCCCUGGAGCAUGUGGAGCCAGGGGAUGGUGGGGAGCUGCAGAGUCCCCAGCCCCGUGCUGCCGGCACCGCCGACUACACCCGUGGAGACCACAUGUCCGUGGAGCUGCUGGCACAGCACGGCUUGGAGGCCACCUCAUCACAUCCCAACCUGACCCCACUGGGCAUCAUCCCUCAGGGGCUGCCCGUGUCCCUGGGGCAGGAGCAGAGCCACCAGCUGCACCUCGAUGGGGACAGUGGCCCCCAGCACAGCUUCCUGGCCAACCCCUCUUCCUACAGCUCUGGGCAUCACGGCGUUGGCGUGGAGGAAGACAUCCAUUUUAACCCUGACGUGUUCACCUACAGUGCAGCUGGCAGGGAGACGUGUGCCCAGCACCAUGGGAGCUGCUCCCCCCACGCCUUCUGCACCGACGCCGCCACGGGCAUCUGCUGCCACUGCCGGGCCUCCUACUAUGGCAAUGGACGGCAGUGCCUGCCCGAAGGGGCCGUGCAUCGCCUCAACGGGAAGGUGAGCGGGAGCGUGAUGGUGGGACGGGCAGCUGUCAGCUUCCAGGACGUCGACCUCCAUGCCUACAUCGUGGGCAGCGACGGCCGGGCCUACACGGCCAUCAUCAGCGGUUUCCCCCUGCCGGCCGCCCGCGCCCCCCUGCCCCUCCUGCCCCUUGGAGGGCUCUUUGCGUGGCUCUUCGCUGUGGAGGAGCCUGGCGCAGAAAAUGGCUUCAGCAUCACUGGUGAGUGGGGACUCGGUGCCGAAUUCACCCAGAGCCUGGAGGUGACCUUCUACCCUGGGGAGGAGACGCUCUGGGUCACCCAAACGGCUGAGGGCCUGGGCCUAGACAAUUACCUGAGCCUUCGGACACACAUCCAGGGCCAGGUCCCGUUUCUCCCGGACAACGUCACUGUCCACAUCGCUCCCUAUGAGGAGCUCUACCACUACUCCAGCUCAGCCGUGACAUCCUCAUCUCGGCGCAACUACGUCCUGGUGGCAGGG